Messenger RNA from Oryzias melastigma (Indian medaka), 1978 nucleotides. RefSeq names its product seryl-tRNA synthetase 2, mitochondrial (gene sars2). NCBI's taxonomy places the organism in Eukaryota, Metazoa, Chordata, Actinopteri, Beloniformes, Adrianichthyidae. Gene Ontology annotation, biological process: mitochondrial seryl-tRNA aminoacylation. Gene Ontology annotation, cellular component: mitochondrion. Gene Ontology annotation, molecular function: ATP binding; serine-tRNA ligase activity; tRNA binding. The transcript is spliced from 16 exons. Bases 28 to 1593 code for a protein of 521 amino acids. The record is from RefSeq and is a predicted model, not a curated record.
AUAAAUGCGGCAUUGGUUUAGGCAAAGAUGGCGACCGGCACAGGCAUGGCUAGAAGACUCGGAUGGAUUACACGAACAGUGAAACAGCCAGCGUACAUGUCCUUCUCUGGGAGAAAAAUAAACCUAUUUAUCCUUAACCGGUUCUGCCACAGAGCGAGGAGCAGUUUGUACGAGCAUGUCCGUGAAGGUUACAGCGACAAGCCGGAGCUGGACAUGCGAACGGUUUGCGAGGAGACCCACAAAGUCAUCGCCAAUGUGGAGCACAGGAAGGGGGAUCUGCAGGGGAACGACGUCAAGAAAAUAGUUUGCGUGUGGCAGGAGCUCCAGUCUGUGAGGAAGGAAAUAUUUGAGCUUGAGGAGGAGAAAAGACUCAUCAGUGAGACCGUCAAAACUUUGGUGAGCAAAAACAACAAGAAAGCCCCCACAGGUCUGCCAGAGUACAGCCAGGCCCUGCAGAGAGGCCGGCAAAUCCGGACCAAACUCAGCCAGCUCAGCCUCAGAGAGUCCCAACUGGACGAGGAGCACUACAGCCGAGCGCUCAGGCUGCCCAACAGCACCCACCCCGACGUGCCCGUCGGAGACGAGAGCCAAGCCAGAGUCCUGGAGCUGGUGGGACAGAAACCAGAGUUUGACUUUCAGCCCCGAGGUCACGUGGAGCUGGGGGAGACGCUGGGUCUCAUCCGGCAGCGACAGCUGUCUCACGUAUCAGGCCACAGGUCCUACUACCUGAGAGGGGCGGGGGCCAGACUUCAGACUGCUCUCCAGAACUUUGCCCUGGACACUCUGCAGCGGCGGGGCUUCAUCCCCAUGGUGGUGCCUGACAUGCUGAAGGGGGCGGUGUUUGAAGGGUGUGGGAUGCAGCCAAACGCACACCGCUCUCAGGUCUACUCACUGGAUCCGGCCCGUUUCCCGGACCUGAGCCUGGCUGGUACCGGAGAGGUUGGGGUGGCAGGCUUCUUCAUGGAUCAUGCAGUGAACUGGAAGGACCUGCCUGUCAGAACCGCGUGCAGCAGCACCUGCUACCGAGCAGAGACGGACACCGGCAGAGAGACCUGGGGGCUCUACAGAGUCCAUCACUUUAAUAAGGUGGAGAUGUUCGGAGUGACCGCUGAUGAGACGGGUCAGGAGAGCGCAGAGCUGCUGCAGGAGUUUGUUUCUCUGCAGAAAGAGAUUUUCUCUGGGCUGGAACUGCACUUCAGAGUUCUGGACAUGCCGACCCAGGAGCUGGGCCCUCCGGCUUAUAGGAAGUUUGAUGUGGAAGCCUGGAUGCCAGGAAGAAACUCCUACGGAGAGAUCUCCAGUGCAUCCAACUGCACGGACUAUCAGAGCAGACGCCUCAAUAUCCUGUAUGAGAAGGAAGAUGGCAGCCUGCACUACGCCCACACUGUGAACGCCACAGCGUGCGCCAUCCCGCGAAUGAUCAUCGCCAUCCUCGAGACUCACCAGACCAAAGAGGGAACGGUGCGCGUUCCUCGCGCUCUGCAGCCUUACCUGGGUCUGGAAGUGAUCCAGAAGCCCAGCUACACUCCGCUCAGAUACAUCGGACCCAACCAGCAUCAUCGACCCCCCAGACCUGCUGCCAGAACCAGAUGAUCCACCUUCCAGCAUCAUCUAAGCUCAAAACCAUCCAUGUGACACAGACAGAAACUUCUGCAUGAAUGGAUGUGUUCACAUUACGACAUUGUUUCUCUUAAACGCUGGGAAUUCAGUCAUAAACACUUUUAUGUUUUUGUCAAAUUAAAAAACUGGGAACCAAACAGUUUUUGUUUCAAUUGGGUGGAGUUAGACUCUUGACGUGCUGGUUCUAAUGAAACUAAAUGAUGUUGAGGUCACAGAAGUGAAGAACAUUCACAUGAUCUGCAUGAGGGAGAAGGUUCUAGAAUAAAAGAAUCUAUACGGAAACACAAUUCAAAAGCAGCAUUCGAUAACAACGAUUGAAUAAGGAUUUAUAUGGCAGGUUGGACUCAGUGGAGAAAGA